GCUUGUAACACUAUUCACGGCCAGUACCGGGAACAGUGCGGCUAUGUUUAACCUUAUUGUUGGCUUUCGUGAGAAUUCGGAAAUCUAGCGCAUUUAAUUCCCAGCUAUCGGACCAUCUAUGGGGUGAUGCGUUAAACUUUUAAAUGGUAUAGAGUCAGCUGAGAGCCAUGGGACUGCUAGAUAAACUGUCUGGCUGGCUUGGCCUAAAGAAGAAAGAAGUCAACGUUUUGUGUUUGGGACUUGACAACAGCGGCAAAACUACCAUCAUCAACCAGCUCAAACCGGCUAAUCAUUCCAAUCAUUUAGGCCCAUUGUCAGAAGAGUGGAAACAUGUUAGUCAGACGCAGGCGCAAGAAAUAGUCCCAACUAUCGGCUUCAACAUUGAAAAGUUCAAGAGUUCAAGCUUGUCGUUCACAGUCUUUGAUAUGUCCGGGCAGAGCAGAUACAGAAACCUAUGGGAGCAUUAUUACAAAGAGAGCCAUGCCAUCAUCUUUGUCAUUGACAGUGGUGACAGGCUAAGAAUGGUUGUUGCUAAGGAGGAGCUAGAUACUCUUCUCAACCACGAGGACAUUCGCAGCAAAAAGUUACCAGUGUUGUUCUUUGCUAACAAGAUGGACGUGCGGGACGCGAUGUCUUCGGUCAAGGUGUCACAGAUGUUGAGUUUGGAGAACAUCAAAGACAAGCCUUGGCACAUCUGCGCCAGCAACGCUGUCAAAGGAGAGGGCCUCCAAGAAGGACUGGACUGGCUACAAGAACAAAUUGCACAAUCAUAUCAAAACAAUGAACACAUGAAUGACUGAAAUGCUCAUGGCCAUGGACAGAGGGACUGGAUCUCAUUCAGAGGGUUCAUCACCCUUGAUGUUGUAGGCCUUAAUCAUCAAUGUCAAAUAGCCUAGUACUGCAUACGGCACCUUUAAGACUGUAUUUACCUUGAAAAAAAAUCUCUAUAUAUUUCUAAAUAGUCCAACUCAUUGAUGACUAUGGUGUAAAGUGAAUAUGUAAAGUGCUUCUCCAUAUAUACACAGAUAUGAAUGCUGUCUGAACAUAAACUCAUUGUUUCUGUAUACAUUAACAUUCAAACGUUUUUUAUUUGAAGCAGCUUCUUUUUUAUUCUGUGACACAUGCUUUAUUAAUUUCAUCCGUUGAAUUAUUUAUUAAUUAUUAUUAUACUUUUUUUUGAAAAUGCUGUCAACGCAGAAUAUUCUGCUGUCUGGAGAUUAAUAAAUGCCUAUUAUAUGA
Mugil cephalus (flathead mullet) is the source of this 1239-nucleotide messenger RNA. RefSeq names its product ADP-ribosylation factor-like protein 6. Gene Ontology annotation, biological process: protein localization to cilium; intracellular protein transport; vesicle-mediated transport. Lineage: Eukaryota; Metazoa; Chordata; Actinopteri; Mugiliformes; Mugilidae. The transcript is spliced from 9 exons. Gene Ontology annotation, cellular component: axoneme; cytoplasm. The record is from RefSeq and is a predicted model, not a curated record. Gene Ontology annotation, molecular function: GTP binding; GTPase activity. Bases 168 to 800 code for a protein of 210 amino acids.